UAGGGCUGGCUUCCAAUGUCAGGUUCGAGUCAUGUUCUUUGCGGGGAAGCGGACGCCCAUGGAUCUGGCAGCUGAAGCUCGCUCCCGGUUCUGUACCAGACCUAUCCGGGUAAUCGUUCCCGUCCCCGCCCCGCCCUCUGUUCCUGGGCUGGGCUGAGGGGCUCCACAUCUGUACCAUACUGUACAGUACAGUACGCACCUACUCGUACAACCUGCGUGACAACACCUAGAACCUAGAAGAUGCAAUUGUUCUCUCAGACUCCCAAUGAGUUACAAGUGGGGUAUGGUAUCAAUUGCCAGUGGAACCCACGAACAACCAGUUGUAUCAAAAGUACUAUCAAAGGUUGCUAGCUGACCACCACCUAGUCUGAAAAAGCUCGGCUAAUGAUUCGGUAUCCACGACCUAGCCGGAAGAAUGAGGUGGACGAGCUCUUCCGGGGAGGAAACGGGGAGGAGAAUCGUUCUGGCUCUGGGAGACGACUAAGAAGCUCGAUGACCUCUACCGACACCUUUACCCCUCCCUACCCCUCACUAAGAGCGAGACUAUUUCAUGACCCCUUUCACUCAGUAGCAGUAAAAUUUGUCCCCAGACAAGCUUGAGAGCAACAAAGAAAUCAGAAACACAAGACUUUGAGCAUCAAAAUCAAUAAUCACCAUGUCAGGCACUCGUCAACAACGUCCACCUUUCAGAGCAGAGCAUCUAGGCUCUCUCCUCCGUCCCGAGAAGUUGUUGGCUGAACGCCAUGCUAUCGAUAGUGGAAAGGGUGACCAGAAGAAGCUCGCGGCUGUCACAAAAGACUCAAUUGAUGAGAUUGUCAAGGAACAGCUCGAUCUUGGAUUCCAUGCUGUUUCUGAUGGAGAGUACCCUAGGCACAUGUUUUGGGGUACAUUCUUCCCAGGCCUCGACGGUUUCGAAGAAGUGACGGAUUUUGAUACGGAUAUCUUUAGACUCUACGUCCCAGAUAUUGCAGCUUUCACAGAAAGCGGUCACAAACCCGGAGAGACAGUCCUAUGCACAGGAAAGAUCAGACACGUCGGUAGCACGUACGUUGAUCAAUGGAAUUACCUGAAGAGCCAAUUGCCGAAGGAUAAACAACGAGAGGCAAAGCUCACCGUAGCGGCCCCAAAUUGGUACCAUCUACGCUACAAGACAGGCAAAGCAUACCCUAAAGAAGUCUACCCUUCCGACGCGGAAUACUUUGCAGACAUUGCCAAAGCAUAUCAAGCCGAGCUCCAGAUUCUUUACGACAAUGGUCUUCGCAAUGUUCAAAUUGAUGACCCAAACCUAGCCUACUUCUGCUCUGAGAAUAUGCUUGCGGGUUUCAAGAAAGAUGGUGAAGACUCCGAGGCACUCUUUGAUUCAUACAUCAAGCUUUACAACGACUGUCUUUCCAAACGCCCAGCAGAUAUGCACGUUGGCGUCCACCUCUGCCGCGGGAACUUCGUAGGAGGUCGACACUUCUCCGAGGGUGGUUACGAUGCAAUCGCCACUAAGCUGUUCCAGAAGUUGAAUGUCGACACUUAUUACCUCGAGUACGACACCCCACGCGCCGGAGGCUUCGAACCGUUGAAGGAGCUUCCUAAGAACAAGAAUGUAAUCUUGGGCUUGAUUACGAGCAAAUUCCCGAAACUGGAAGAUAUCGAGGAGAUGAAGAAGAAGGUGUUCCAAGCUGCUGCAUUAAUCAGUCAAGGAACUGGGGAGACUAAGGAGGAGACUCUUCAGAGACUUGGUGUUAGCCCUCAGUGUGGAUUUGCAAGUCACAGUGAUGGCAAUAACGUAGGACACGACGAGAUGGUGGCGAAGUUAAAGUUGGUGAGAAAGUUGGCUGACACCAUCUGGCCUGGUGAACCUUGAUCUUGAAAUAGAUAGUCUUUUCCGAGUGGAUUGUUUGGGUGUCAAGAUUGUCGGGGGCAUGUUGUUGUCCCUCGUGAUGGCAGCAUCGCCUAAUCGAGCCAAUAUCGGCAAUAUUCUGUAUACCGGGAUUGAGAACAAUCGAUAGUGAGACCUCCUAAAGGUUGAUAGCUAAAAUUUAAGGGUGUUGAUUCAACUUGAGCUUAUGUAGGAUGAGGAGGCUCCUCCGUGUCCUCGUGGAUAGCAUCCACUUGCUUCGUUCGUUUGUUCCGUUCAACCUUGGACAUUGAGCGAGGGGAAUUCGAGGCCGCGUCACCGUCAACAUCACAUCCAGCGAACAGUGCUGAUUGUGCCAGCGUGCGACUCUUCUGUACUGGUCACAAGCUGUCGUCGGAGACUAUAUUGGAUUGCACUAAAACACCAAGUGGGGUAAGUUGGGGGGAAGUGUGGCCCGUGAUGGAAGGAGUGCAGGUGAAACUUCAUGGGAGGACCGGAAUCGAUGCCCGGCAGUGGUCGUUUUGCAAGGAAGCGGAGCGGCAGGGUCGGAUGGACUGGAACGUAUCGUGGGGGCCAUGCACUUAAAGCCCUUUUAGGCUCGUCUGCCGGACCGUCAAAUAUAUUCCAAAGCCUUGUAUAUUGAACCUUAUUUGUCCCUCAGACACGGGCCGAGCCUUGGAUACAAGCCGAACUCCGAGUUGUUAGAGGGAGGAUUACUUUCGCCGUUUGCUAAUCUAUAUUUGGAUAUCUUGCAAGGUACAUUCCACAUAGCGUAGGAUAACGAUAUGUGACUUUGAUGGAUGAGGAAGGUGCAAAGAGCUCACGAGGCGGGACUAAGGUAGUUGCCCCCGCAGACCCUGAUGCCAUCAAUACUUGUCCGAUAGUGGUUCAGG
Cadophora gregata is the source of this 2742-nucleotide messenger RNA. RefSeq lists its product as uncharacterized. The transcript has 5 exons. NCBI's taxonomy places the organism in Eukaryota, Fungi, Ascomycota, Leotiomycetes, Helotiales, Ploettnerulaceae. Gene Ontology annotation, molecular function: 5-methyltetrahydropteroyltriglutamate-homocysteine S-methyltransferase activity; zinc ion binding. The record is from RefSeq and is a predicted model, not a curated record. The coding region runs from base 656 to 1855 and encodes 399 amino acids.